AGAUGUCGCCCGGAAUCCUGAUACGGCCGCCAUUUUCUUAGAAUUGUUUACAAAAUAAAAACAUCCAAAUAUUCCGAAAUUAUUACGGGAAAUUUAGAUCAUCCGACAUAAUUUAAACGGAAAAAUUCUAAAAUAGUAUUAAACAUGUCCAUCGGUGUCCCAAUUAAGGUCCUGCACGAGGCGGAAGGCCAUAUCGUAACCUGCGAAACAAUAACCGGCGAAAUCUACCGGGGGAAGCUAAUCGAAGCCGAGGACAACAUGAACUGCCAAAUGACACAGAUCACGGUCACCUACAGGGACGGCAGGGUGACGCAGCUCGAGAACGUCUACAUCCGGGGCUCCAAAAUCCGCUUUCUCAUACUGCCCGACAUGCUGAAGAACGCGCCAAUGUUCAAGAAGCAAACGAAGAGCGGUACUGCUGGCCGAGGGAAGUCGGCGAUACUUAGAGCGCAAGCUGCACGAGGUCGAGGCCGCGGUGUCGCGCCACCGGUCCGCGGACGUGCCACUUGGCAAGGGGGGCCACCGAACCCUGGGUCGUUGCCCGGACGAGGACGAUAAUUAUUUAUAUUUACUUUUAAGCAAACUUUAAUUACAAUUUAAAGCCUGAAUGAAUUGCGACAAUGCCAGACGAUAAGUUUUCAUAAAUGACCUCUCGAAA
Photinus pyralis (common eastern firefly) is the source of this 658-nucleotide messenger RNA. RefSeq names its product small nuclear ribonucleoprotein Sm D3 (gene SmD3). Gene Ontology annotation, biological process: spliceosomal snRNP assembly; RNA processing. The record is from RefSeq and is a predicted model, not a curated record. The coding region runs from base 145 to 558 and encodes 137 amino acids. Gene Ontology annotation, molecular function: RNA binding. The transcript has 2 exons. NCBI's taxonomy places the organism in Eukaryota, Metazoa, Arthropoda, Insecta, Coleoptera, Lampyridae. Gene Ontology annotation, cellular component: U4 snRNP; U1 snRNP; commitment complex.